UCACUCACGUCCACUUUCGUUGUAGAAAAUAUCAACGUUAAGAGUCUCUCACAUCAGGCUACCUUUCCAAAAAAGUCGGAAGACAAACCGGUCUUAUAACACACUUUUCUCGUGGUAAGAGACAGUGAAUUUGAAUCUGGAGCAUUGCUGGUUCUGAAUCUCUCCUAGGUGUGGCCAACCGUGAGGAUUUGGAGCGUGUGCUAUGCUGCAACUUGGAUUUAUCGCCUGUUCCUGGUAAAGAUCUGAAACUCCAACUAUAGGAACUAUGGGGGGAGGCGCAGGUAGCUCUGAAUCCGAGCCCCUUGUAACUCGAGAAGUCGAGCCGGAAGGGGACGACCAGUCUCCAGUUGAGGAAGUAGCUCUUACAGUGGAUACGCGGGAUGACCCAACACUUCCGGUGGGAACGUUUCGGAUGUGGUUCCUGGGACUUCUGUCGUGUAUUCUGCUAUCGUUCCUCAAUCAGUUCUUCUCCUACCGAACAGAACCAUUCAUCAUCGGCUUGAUAUCCGUGCAAAUAGUCGCAUUGCCGUUCGGGAGGUUCAUGGCCAACGUUCUUCCCGAGAGAAGCUUUCGAGUUCCAUUUACCAGUUCCAGCUUCAGUUUAAAUCCGGGCCCUUUCAACGUCAAGGAGCACGUCUUGAUCACCAUAUUCGCGAACGCGGGAAGUGGUUUCGGGAACGGAGGUGCCUAUGCAAUGGGAAUUGUCAACAUAACCAGAGCUUUCUACAAACGAAGCAUGGGCUUUACUGCGGGACUUCUUCUCGUGAUGACAACACAGGUUUUGGGAUAUGGUUGGGCUGGACUCAUGAAGAAGCACCUAGUGGAGCCCGCUCAUAUGUGGUGGCCUGGAAACUUGGUUCAAGUUUCUCUCUUCAGGACUUUGCACGAAGAAGAUCAGCAGCAAAAAAAGGGCUUUUCUCGGAGCCAGUUCUUUGCCAUCGUCAUGACGUUGAGCUUUUGCUACUACGUACUCCCAGGGUACAUGUUUAUGAUGCUAACUUCCAUGUCUUGGGUUUGCUGGAUUUUUCCAAAGUCCGUGCUGGCUCAGCAACUCGGCUCGGGUUUAAAAGGUCUCGGCCUCGGCUCUUUCAGUCUAGACUGGGCGACUAUCUCAGCGUACCUCGGCAGCCCGCUGGUUACACCGUGGUUCGCGAUUUGCAACGUUAUCUUUGGCUAUCUCGUCGUCAUGUACAUUGUGACGCCGGCCUGCUACUGGAGCAACAUAUACAACGCAAAGAUCUAUCCUUUGUUCUCGAGCUAUCUCUUUACAAAAGAUGGCCAGGUUUACGACGUGACCAGCGUCGUGGACAAGAACUUUGAUCUCGACUUGGAAGCUUAUGCUCGCAAAGGCCCGGUUCACAUGAGCACCUUCUUUGCCUUUUCAUAUGGGCUCGGGUUUGCCGCUGUAGCCUCUACACUGACUCAUGUGGCUUGUUUCCAUGGAAAAUACAUUUGGGAGCGUAGCCGAGCUGCGCUAAAUGAGAAGCCAGACAUCCACACCCGACUCAUGAGGAAGUACCCAGACGUUCCUCAGUGGUGGUUUCAUACUCUUAUGGUUAUCAGCAUCGCCGCCUCAAUCGCCACUUGCGCAUACUACAAGGCAGAGCUUCAACUUCCAUGGUGGGGUGUCUUGCUCGCUUGCGUUGUGGCUUCUUCGUUCACCCUGCCAAUCGGAGUCAUUACUGCAACUACAAACAUCACCCCGGGACUCAAUAUCAUCACAGAGUACCUCAUGGGAUAUCUCCUUCCUGGCCAGCCCAUGGCAAACGUUUGCUUCAAGACGUAUGGCUACAUAAGUAUGACACAGGCCAUCUCAUUCUUGCAAGACUUCAAACUCGGCCAUUACAUGAAAGUUCCACACCGCUCCAUGUUCCACGUCCAAUUCAUUGGAACAAUCGUCGCUGCGAUCGUCAACAUGUGUUGCGCGUGGUGGCUUCUCGGCUCCAUCGAGAACAUCUGUGACAAGUCUCUACUGCCUCCAAACAGCCCCUGGACCUGUCCCAGCGAUAGAGUUUUCUUCGACGCAUCCGUCAUCUGGGGGCUCAUUGGGCCAAAGAGGAUGUUUGGCUCCCACGGCGAGUACAAGGAGCUCCAGUGGUUUUUCCUGGGUGGAGCUCUCGGCCCCGUGCUGGUCUGGCUGGCUUCCAGGACCUUCCCAAACGUGAAGUGGAUUCCUCUCAUCAAUCUCCCGGUGAUUCUCGGUGCCACGGCUUACAUGCCCCCAGCAACGUCCGUCAACUACAUCUCCUGGAGCAUCGUCGGCAUCAUCUUCAGCUACUUCAUCUUCCGGUACCACAAGGGAUGGUGGCAGCGGUACAACUACGUCUUCUCGGCGGCCAUGGACGCUGGUGUGGCUUUCAUGGGGGUGCUGCUCUACCUGUGCCUGGGGAUCGAGAACCGAAGCUUGAGCUGGUGGGGAAACAACGUCGACAAUUGUCCCCUGGCCGACUGUCCAACUGCGAAAGGCAUUGUCAUCGCAGGAUGCCCGGUCUACUGAACAAUUCUCACGCCAUCCGCUGCUCAAUCAAGAGGGAUCUUCGUCUUCCACGAUGAUGAUCUCCACCGUGCGCAUCUGGCGCUUCUUCUUCCUCUUCUUCCCUUCACUGUGAUGAUUCUUUUUCUGUAAAGCAUUGUCGACUUCUUUUCCUCUCA
Selaginella moellendorffii is the source of this 2652-nucleotide messenger RNA. Its product is annotated as oligopeptide transporter 2. Gene Ontology annotation, molecular function: oligopeptide transmembrane transporter activity. The transcript is spliced from 6 exons. The coding region runs from base 266 to 2497 and encodes 743 amino acids. Lineage: Eukaryota; Viridiplantae; Streptophyta; Lycopodiopsida; Selaginellales; Selaginellaceae. The record is from RefSeq and is a predicted model, not a curated record. Gene Ontology annotation, biological process: transmembrane transport.